AUGGCAGACGUCCAGCAUGACGUCUCCGAUAUCCAGCCAGUGGAUAUUCCUCUCCCCAUGUCAAACACUCAUUCUAUGAUUACUGUCCGCCUUUCAGACGCACAGUCCGCCAGCAACGUCACCCUUGCCGAGGAGCAGACCACCGAGUCAUCCCAUACCAGCGUCGACAGCAGACCGAGAAGCCUCAGCAUAAUAUCAUCCAAAAGCUCUAGGAGUUCUAGACCACCCUCGGACGGCUCGUCGAGUCCUGUCGACUGGGAAGAGCUGGAAAAGGAAGAAGAGCAGGAGCCGAAAGACAAUGCCACAGACGAAUCCACGGCAUUGUUAUUAGCUCAGCUAGACAGCAUCAAUGCUGCGCUAAGCGCAGACCCCAAAGCUGCUGCUCCCCGCAAACGAGAACGCAAGAACACACGGCCGCCGUCGGUUCAACAGCUGAAGAGAUUGGUCGACGGCCCGCAACCGGCAUCGCUGCGAUACUCAAUGCUGCCUGCUCCUGCCAUGACUGAGCUCGACUUCUGGGCAGCUGUUGUGCAAGACUACAAUCAGGCCGUCGAAAGACUACCAACAUUAACUGUCAACAAGAUCAGAGCCGGCAUUCCUCCACCUCUACGUGGUCAGGUAUGGCCGAGUAUUGCUGGAGCUCGGGACAGCACCCUCCAUGCCGAAUUCCAGAGGCUUGCGAACGAGCCCAGUCCUUACGAUGGACUGAUUGGCAAAGAUGUUGGACGGAGCUUUCCCAAUGUCGAAAUGUUCCGCGAGAAAGAUGGCGAAGGUCAAAUCAUGCUCGGUCGCGUCCUGAAGGCGUUUUCUCUUUACGACGAGGCUAUUGGAUACUGUCAAGGUCUCGGCUUCGUGGUGGGCCCGUUGCUAAUGCACAUGAGCGAGCCUGAAGCAUUCUGCAUUCUGGUCCGACUCAUGGAGCACUAUGAUUUACGAUCGUCCUACCUCCCAGAUCUGUCUGGUCUUCAUCUGCGCAUCUACCAGUUCCAGCAGCUGCUCACCCGCCACCUGCCCGCGCUUUCCGCUCAUCUCGAUCAGCUCAACAUCGAGCCAUUGUACGUCUCACAGUGGUUCUUGUCAUUCUUCGCCGCCACCUGCCCGCUUCCGAUGCUGCUUCGGAUCUACGAUGUCAUCUUGUCGGAAGGUGCUGCCGAGACGCUUAUGCGCGUGGCUCUUUCGCUGAUGCAGCGGAACGAGCAGAAGCUGCUUUCUUUUACAGAGUUUGAAGAUGCUAUGCAAUUUCUACUGUCAAGAAGUCUAUGGGAUACCUAUGCCCAGCACGCUGACGACAUGGUCCAAGACUUUGUGUCGUUAACUUGCCUUGUCAGUCAAGAAUCCCUCAAGUCUCUGGAGCAAGGCUUCAGGCAAUCACAGAUCAUCACACCGCAGACAUCGCUGAAGUCUGCCGCCGUCUCACUACUAGGACGCUUCUGGACUGGAGCGUCACACACUUCGACAAAGUCUGCGAACCUCAGUCUGAACAUCCCAGCUUCUAAUGCCCUCCGCAAAUCCUCUUCUGGUCAGAGCCUGACCUCAACCCUCAACUCCAUCGGCACUACCAACUCUGAUGCCAGCACUCUGGCCACUGAGAUCUCGGAUGAUGGCCCGGCGAAACGAGCACCUUCUUUCACUGAUCAACAGGGGCCGAGCUCAUCUGGUGACCGCGACCUGCACCAGCAAAUUGAAGAACUUCUCACGGCCCUCAGUCACCUGCAAAAGCAACAAGUUGACAUUACCCGAGAUCUGCAGAGAGAACGGGAAGAACGUGCCGAAGACGUGACAGUCGCUCGAGAACUCUUGUCUCGCCUACGAACCCAAACUGAGGCGAUACAUGAGCUGGCCGGCGGAGACCUUUCCGAAGAUGACAGUAGCACUAUCGAGCUGAUGGACAAAGCAGCUCUGCAAUUCAAUAAUUCCGAAGGUAACCGCCAGUCCAUUAUGGCCUCCAAGCACCAACUGCGCGAGACUGCUGAAGAUUGGCGUACCAAAUAUGAUGCCGAAUGUGACCGGUCACGGGAACUGCAGCAACAACUUUCGGACCACGAAGCUGAGCACAAGGAACUCAAAGAGCACCUUCGAGAAGCGCGAGCGCGCAUUCAAGACGCCCAUCGCGAGAAGCAGCGUCUUGAGCGCACCGUCCAAGACCUCCGUUCUCGCGUAAGUUCUGUGCCAGACUCUCCCUCCUCCGACCUCUACACUCCUGUCAUCACGCCCAGCGUGGAAUUUCCAGAGCUUAAGAUGCCACCGUCCAAGCCCGGCCUGCGUGAGUUCAAACUCGGCAAGUCUGCCACGGACACGGUAGUCCGCAACUCAGGCGUAUUCUCCAAGCGAAGCAGCAGCCUGAAUGCACAUGCUGUGGCAACCAACGCCAACAACACCGACCAACACGGUUCGAACGACGCGCUGCUCCUCGAGCUCGUCAACGCCAAAACGGCCGAAGCUGUGGCACGCCAGGAACUCGAGGAAACCAAAGGAAAACUCGACGCCUUGCGCAAGAUCCUGGGCGGGCCAACCACCAGCCCCAUCACGCGCGUUGUCUCGACAUCGGAAUCGCCCAACUCUAUCUCCCCAUCAACCACCCCGAAGGAAGCAUCCAAAUCUGUGCACGCAGCGAGCGCAAGCACGGGUGGAGGCGGCUUCUUCAGCUCGUGGGGACGAAAGGGCUGA
Cyphellophora europaea CBS 101466 is the source of this 2667-nucleotide messenger RNA. RefSeq lists its product as uncharacterized. Bases 1 to 2667 code for a protein of 888 amino acids. The record is from RefSeq and is a predicted model, not a curated record. NCBI's taxonomy places the organism in Eukaryota, Fungi, Ascomycota, Eurotiomycetes, Chaetothyriales, Cyphellophoraceae. The transcript has a single exon.